Molecule: messenger RNA, 839 nt
Organism: Dicrocoelium dendriticum
Lineage: Eukaryota; Metazoa; Platyhelminthes; Trematoda; Plagiorchiida; Dicrocoeliidae
Source: the annotation of a GenBank genome assembly
GGGGGGGGGGGGGGGGGGGGGGGUGGGGGGGGGGGGGGGGGGGGGGGGGGGGGGGGGAGGGGGGGGGGGGGGGGGGGGGGGGGGGGGGGGGGGGGGGGGGGGGGGGGGGGGGGGGGGGGGGGGGGGGGGGGGGGGGGGGGGGUGGGGGGGGGGGGGGGGGGGGGGGGGGGGGGGGGGGGGGGGGGGGGGGGGGGGGGGGGGGGGGGGGGGGGGGGGGGGGGGGGGGGGGGGGGGGGGGGGGGGGGGGGGGGGGGGGGGGGGGGGGGGGGGGGGGGGGGGGGGGGGGGGGGGGGGGGGGGGGGGGGGGGGGGGGGGGGGGGGGGGGGGGGGGGGGGGGGGGGGGGGGGGGGGGGGGGGGGGGGGGGGGGGGGGGGGGGGGGGGGGGGGGGGGGGGGGGGGGGGGGGGGGGGGGGGGGGGGGGGGGGGGGGGGGGGGGGGGGGGGGGGGGGGGGGGGGGGGGGGGGGGGGGGGGGGGGGGGGGGGGGGGGGGGGGGGGGGGGGGGGGGGGGGGGGGGGGGGGGGGGGGGGGGGGGGGGGGGGGGGGGGGGGGGGGGGGGGGGGGGGGGGGGGGGGGGGGGGGGGGGGGGGGGGGGGGGGGGGGGGGGGGGGGGGGGGGGGGGGGGGGGGGGGGGGGGGGGGGGGGGGGGGGGGGGGGGGGGGGGGGGGGGGGGGGGGGGGGGGGGGGGGGGGGGGGGGGGGGGGGGGGGGGGGGGGGGGGGGGGGGGGGGGGGGGGGGGGGGGGGGGGGGGGGGGGGGGGGGGGGGGGGGGGGGGGGGGGGGGGGGGGGGGGGGGGGGGGGGGGGGGGGGGGGGGGGGGGGGGGGGGGGGGAGAUUAUUGA